GUCAUCUUCAGUCAACAGGGGGUUGGCAUCGAAACUUCAGAAUAAACGACACGAAGACAUUCUUGCCCGGCGCCCAAAUAGUAUUUACACAACGUAGUGCUGAUAGUUUGCUUCCUUGGUCGAUGGCGAUUCUUCCGUAGCACAUAAUUGCUUCUGUUGGUGAAAGCUGACUCGAGCAAGGAAGUUGCUACUAUUCGUACUACGCAUUAUUUACUUCCAAAGUAGACCCGACAUUCUCGGCCGCUCCGUCCGAAUCUCGCUCAACGAAGAACGACCCAAACCACCGUGCAUUUCAUCAACCCAAAGUCAAGCAACGAGCCAUUGAGCCGUCAAAAGGGCUCUGGUUUAUUAGAACGAACCAAAGACAUGAUGCCCAACGUACAUUCCUUCAGCGCACUGCGGGCGCGCUCUUACGUGUUCCGGCUGCCGCUGUUCACGCGCGCAAUCGUCGUCGUGAUCACGCUGCUAUGGCUCGCCAGUAUACAGUCGGUGUGGGAUGUGCGGCAAUGGGGUGCCUUGAUACCGGAUCAGGUCAGCUUGUUUAGUGCAUACCGGAUGAACACGUUCCCGCUCAUACAUAUCAACUUCAUACAUGCACUUAUGAACGUGCUGGCGUUGACACCCCUUAUGGAGAGGUUUGAGAGCGAAUACGGCACAUUGACGAGCCUGGCCAUGUUUAUUGGACCGCUGAGUACGAUACCGGCGCUCUUGUACAUAUUCGUAGAGAGGGCAGUGCUGAGAGGGAACACGGCGGUCAUGGGGGCUAGCAUGUGGGUGUUCCUGCUACUGGGCAUGGAGGCGAUCCGAACCUACAAGAGCAACCCGCACCUGGUUAUUGGAACGCAUCAUGUGCCAACGUGGACUACACCUCUGGUUCUGACUCUUGUCGUCGCGGCCUUGGUCCCUAGCACCAGCUUCCUCGGCCAUUUGUGUGGCGUCGCGGUUGGGUAUAUAUUCGGACUGGGCUAUCUCAAGUUCCUUUCCCCUCCCGAGAAAGCCCUCCGUUGGGUUGAAGCGAAGCUCAACCUACUGGGUCGGCUGCCUCACUACGUCAGCGUAGAUCAGAAGACGUACGGAAGGUUCGGGGUUCUGCCCACGAGUAGCGCUAGCGCAAGUCUUCCGGGCCUGGUGGGCACUUCGGUGCUCUUCGCCAGGCGCGAUGCGCGACUCCUCAAGCUCCCGCCGUACAUCUCGCUCCUCUGCAUCCUUAUCGGCCUGGGCUGGCUCUUGAUGCUGCCCGCCGAUGGCUACUCGCGCCGAACCUACAUCUCGGAGAACGCACUGCUCCCGGGCCAGGUGCACACGUACUUUGGCGGCAGUGACCAGAACGUAUUCCGGGCAUACCGACACGAAGUCACGGCCCUGGCCAACCGCUCCAACACCGAGAUUAACGACAAGCUCGAGGACAUGUUCGGGGGCAUGGGCCUGAAAGUCGGCCGCCAGAACUACACGUACCACUCGUCUGGCAACACGCUCUCGGGCGAGAACAUCUACGCCAUACUGCAGGCGCCCCGCGGCGAUGCCACCGAGGCCAUUGUGCUGGUCGCCGCCUGGAAGAACGUCAAGGGGGAAUUCAACCGCAGUGCGCUCGCCCUUGCCUUGGCCUUGACCCGCUACUUCAAGCGCUGGUCCCUUUGGUCCAAGGAUAUAAUCCUCGUCGUCCCUCCCGACAGCCGCGCCGGUACCCAGGCCUGGGUCGACGCCUACCACGACGCCCACGACGCAGCCACCGUGAGCUCCUUGCCGCUGAAAUCGGGCGCGCUGCAGGGCGCUGUCGCUAUCGACUAUCCCUUCGAGGGCCGUUUUGGUGAUGUCCAUAUUGUCUAUGAUGGCGUCAAUGGCCAGCUGCCCAACCUUGACCUAAUUAACUCCGUUGUCAACAUCGCGAGCGGACAGAUGGGCAUGGGGGCCACUAUCCAGGAGAUGUGGCGUCAUUCGGACAAGUACAAUGACCGGCUCAAGACAAUGCUCAGGGGUAUGAUGAACCAGGGGCUGGGCCAUGCUGCUGGGCCGCAUAGCUCUUUCAUCCCGUACCAUGUCGAUGCGAUUACGAUUCAACCCAUCGGGCAAGGGUGGCACGAUGAGAUGGGGCUGGGGAGGUUGAUCGAGGGCACCUUCCGGAGUCUGAAUAAUCUGUUGGAACACCUGCAUCAGAGUUUCUUCUUUUACUUGCUCAUGCACAAGGAACGCUUUGUCAGCAUCGGCACCUAUCUGCCUAGCGCUAUGUUAAUCGCGGCCAAUUUUACGAUUAUGGCUAUUAGUCUGUGGGUGAAGAGCGGGUAUGCGACGGAGACUGAGCCCAAGACUGAGCCCAAGACUGAGAACAGCCCGACGGAGAAGGACGCAGAAGGCAAGGAACAUCCAGACCCGGCGGUAUCAACAGUAGAGCGCGAUCUCUUCCUACCGCUCGGCCUCGUGACAGCGUGCCAGUUCCUAGGCUUCCUCCCGCUGUUCGUGUUCAACUACGCGCCAUCCGGUCUCCUCACCCCCCUCUUCUCCCUCUUCGCCGCUCUCACCCUCCUCCUGCCCCACGGCCUCGCCUCCUUCCUCUCCUCCUUAUCCUCACCCCCCACCCCGCAACACUACCAGCUCUUCUCCUCCUUCUCCCUCCUGCUCCUAGGCAUGUUCCUCUCCUCCCUCGCCACACUCAACUUCUCCCUUGCCCUACUUGUCGGCCUGCUCGCUUCUCCGCUUACCUUUGUCCGCCCCUUGCGCCAUCCGAUACUGAAAUACGGUUGUGCGGCUUUGUUGUCUUUGUUUAGUCCACCCAUUGUCGUGGUAGCGGGGGCGGUGGCCGGUGAAGUUGGAUUGAGGGCAGUGCUCGAGGAGGCUGCGUUUGGGUGGGGGGUUUGGGGAAUGUAUACACCGUUGGUCGUGUGGUGUGUGUGGUGGCCGGCUUGGGUCGUUGGGAUGGUGGUUUUGCUGGGUAGGACGGGGGUGUCUGGGAAGGCGAAAUCGGCGUAAGGUUGAGUUCAGGUGACAUUGCAAAACAGUAUAUUUGCAUUUGAGCGGAAAGAGAAAAGGUUGAUUUAUAAGAUAGGUUUAGAUACCACUUGUUGCAGUGCACUAUCUAAGGUGCCCUACUUCAAAUAUUCACAGCCAGUCUUGCUCAGAUACGCCGUGUAUGCUGAAUACCAAUACAAAAGCGUGAC
Pseudomassariella vexata is the source of this 3152-nucleotide messenger RNA. RefSeq names its product Gaa1-like protein. Gene Ontology annotation, molecular function: serine-type endopeptidase activity. Gene Ontology annotation, biological process: attachment of GPI anchor to protein. The transcript is spliced from 7 exons. Gene Ontology annotation, cellular component: membrane; GPI-anchor transamidase complex. The record is from RefSeq and is a predicted model, not a curated record. NCBI's taxonomy places the organism in Eukaryota, Fungi, Ascomycota, Sordariomycetes, Amphisphaeriales, Pseudomassariaceae. Bases 367 to 2964 code for a protein of 865 amino acids.